AUGCUGUUCGACGAGAAGCAGGUGUUUGCCGCUUUCGACGAUUUGGUCGCUCGACAGAUCAUCCUCCAUGGUCCUGAAACGGUCGUCAGAACGAGGGAUCAAGGAUUCGACUUCGAGUUCCGCAUCUGUCCAGCAUUGGCCUCGAAGCCGGCGACGGCGGAUGCCACCAACAAUGCCGCAUUCGAACAACUCCCCAAGUACGGGCCUGGAAGCGACCUCGUCGACGCGGACCCGGGCGUCGUGGUGACCAAGAUCCAUGGAACGCAUCUUCUGGUUCUGAACCUCUUCGCCGUCUUCCGGCCACAGUACCUGAUCUUGACCCUCGAUUCGUUCAGGCGGCAGACGGAGAAUCUCGACAAGACGGAUCUCUCCGCCGCCUGGCGUGUUCUCCACCACUUGAGCCAUGAGCAUUUUGUCAUGUUCAACUGUGGGAGCGAGGCUGGAUGCAGCAGACUACACAAACACAUGCAGGUGAUUCCGUGUUCGGAGGGCUUGACGCUGUUUCCCGACCUGGAGACUCGGGAUCCCGAGGGCAUUCCCUUCAGAUAUUUUAUUCAACGUCUCCAGCCUGAAGCAGAGGGCACGCUGGACUCUCUGCUUCCAAUGUACGAGAGGCUACGGGACGAAGCCCUUGCGGUCUGGCAAACCUGCUCAGGCGACACUCCGGGUUACUUCCCUCACAACAUGAUGCUGACGAAAAGGUGGAUGAUGGUCGUGCCCCGGCGAAGAGUGGCGGUGCAAGGGGCGAGCGCCAAUGCUGCAGGCAUGAUGGGCAUGAUUUGGGUCACGAAUACACAACAGAUGGAGCAAUGGCAGAAGCUGGGACCAGCGAAGGUCCUCGCUGGACUGGGUGUCGCAGCAGGAAGGGAUACGUGACAACAGCCACGGCUAUGAACAUGGACUUGCUUUCGACGACGCAAAGGGUAGUCUCAUAAAUGGAUGGCAAUAUCAUCCCCAGGAGACGCAACGUUGACAAUGAUAUCUCCAAAGUGCCAUCG
Molecule: messenger RNA, 998 nt
Organism: Cladophialophora immunda
Lineage: Eukaryota; Fungi; Ascomycota; Eurotiomycetes; Chaetothyriales; Herpotrichiellaceae
Exons: 2
Coding region: 1-876 (291 amino acids)
Biological process (GO): nucleotide metabolic process
Molecular function (GO): ATP binding; ATP:ADP adenylyltransferase activity
Source: RefSeq, a predicted model, not a curated record